Messenger RNA from Scatophagus argus, 4665 nucleotides. Its product is annotated as glypican-5-like. Gene Ontology annotation, biological process: cell migration; regulation of protein localization to membrane; positive regulation of canonical Wnt signaling pathway. Bases 299 to 2212 code for a protein of 637 amino acids. The transcript has 11 exons. NCBI's taxonomy places the organism in Eukaryota, Metazoa, Chordata, Actinopteri, Scatophagidae. The record is from RefSeq and is a predicted model, not a curated record. Gene Ontology annotation, cellular component: extracellular region; plasma membrane; cell surface.
ACCUUAUCUGCAGGAGCAGCUGUUAGAAAGUAUGCGUGUGAGAGAGCUAUAAAGUCAGCAAAUACUAAAAAAAAGAACACGAACAGAUACUAAAUAGUGUUUUGGAAGGUUUCUGGGCCCACAUGUCAAUUAAGUAAUUGAGCUGAAGUGAGUGAGUCAGAGUGAGGGAGGGGGGCGCUGCGUCCGGACGCACGGACUUUGGCUGCAGAUGAAGUUUUCAGUCACACUGAACCGUAGGACUUCUAGGAAUUCAUUUUACCCGUCUAGGCUGUGUCUAUCCCCCGACUGAGAUGUUGCGAUGUUCCGUGCGGCCUUACAAAACGUGGACUUGUUUUGGUUGAUUGCGUUUUACUUCGUUUUUCUGCCGGAGACUGGCUGUAGAUCAGCCGAUGUGGACAGCUGUCAUGAGGUGAAGACAGCCUACAUGAUGCGCCAAAUAGGCCCGGUGGAGCUGGUGCCAGACAGGCCAGGAACAGACGAGUCUCUCCGAGUGUGCGUCCACCCCGGGCCCAGCUGCUGCACCAGCAAGAUGGAGGACAGCUACAUGGCGGCUGUUCGCAGCGAGACGCAUCAAAAGAUGCGAUCUUACAGCUUUGAACUAAAGUACCUGCUCGCUGGACACACCAAGGCCUACCAAGAGACCUUCGAGUCACUCGUGUCCUUCACAUCUAACCUGACCGGCACUCUGUUCGACAGCGCCUACUCUGCUCUGGCGUCCAACUGUCGCCCCCUUGUGUUUCAGCUGUUCAGCAGCAUCAAACGCCACCUGUCCGGGGACACUAAUUCCUCGCUAGACAACGCAGUGCGUCGGUUUUACAACGACCUUUUCCCGCUGGUCUACCGCCGCCUGCUCAAUCCUGGCAUCGGUCAUACGUCGCCACAGUCCUAUUUGUCUCCCUCCUCCAGUCACGACGACUGCCUGCGGAUGACGCGGCAGGAUGUCAGCCCGUUCGGACCCCAUCCUCGCCUCCUGGUCAGCAGCUUGUCACGUGCACUCAGGGCGGGUCGAGCGCUGAGCCGGCUGCUGAGACUGGCUGCAGAGGUUGUGAAUGCAACUGAGAAGGCAACGUUAUCCAGAGAGUGUGGACGAGGCUUAGUGAGGAUGCAGUACUGUUCCCACUGCAGAGGGCUGACGCUGAUACGGCCCUGCACCGGACUGUGUGUCAACAUUAUGAGAGGAUGUCUGAUGGGUGUAUCAGAGCUUGGCGCCCCCUGGGGGAGUUUGGUGGUGUUGCUCCAACGGUUAGCUGCCACUUUAGCAACCAGCAGCAACCACAACAGCAUGGAGUUAGCGCUGCUAGCAGUCCGAAAUCACGUGAAUGAUGCUAUACUGCACGCUCAGCUGCACGGGCCGCGAAUUACAGCCACAGUAGAGAAGGUGUGUGGACCCCAGGCAGCUGGUCCCAUGAUGCCAAGCACAGACGCCCCCCCCACCUCGCGCGUUACAACCUCUGUGAGCCCUGCUGCACCUGUGACCGCCGAGAAGUCACAUGUGACGUCGCCUCCCUCAGUGGGCCCAGCUGCUCGUCAGCGUCUGCAGCUGCAGUCCCGAAGGUCAUUCCUUCUUAAAGGUUCUAGAAGAGACCAGAGUCGCAGCCUGAAAAAACUGUCGAGGGAGUUUGAGGGCUCUAUCCAGAGGUACCAGUGGUUUUUCUCAGAGCUGCCAGAGAUGCUGUGUGAAAGCGAGAUGGAGGUUGAGCAGCACACAUGCUGGAGCGGCCAAGACGUCGUAGAGAGUUAUGCAGGUCGUGUGGUUGGCAGCACUUUAAAAGCCCAGAGGGAGAACCCAGAGAUGACUGUCCGUAAUACAGAUCCCGUCCUGAAGGGGGCGAAACUGAGGCUGGAGCAGCUGACACAGGAGCUCUUAGUGGAGCUCGGCUGGGCGAGCAAAGCUAGAGGAAAGGUGGAGGAAGAGGAGGGAGGGAGCGCACAGACAGAGGGAGGCAGCGGAAACGAAUGUGAUGAUGAAGACGGCUGUGAAGCAUCUGGGGAGGAGAACGGUGAGGAGACAGGUGAGACAUCCAGCGGUCGCAGUCCAACAACAAAGACUCCUCCACCGCCUCCUCCUCCUCCUCGCCGCCCCGAUCCUCCUCAUCACCUGUCACCUCCGCAGGUGGCUGUUCGGGGCGCAGCUCGCACCUCAUCUGCUGAACCUUUGACCCUGGUGACCCUGCUGCUGCUCCUGCUGCUGUUGUCAUGGGAACCCCGCUGAACCAAGGAGACAUCGUCCCUGGGACUGAGAGAGACAACCUCAAAAGUUUUGUGGUGAAGUUAUCUGUGAGCGCAGGUCAACCACUCUGAUUGUUUUUGUUCCGGUCGGCCCGGCUGCUGGGACGAGCUGUCGAUGCAUCACAGUCGCAGGUGCACCGGAUGCAUUUUUAUGUUACCUGUACUUACCUCUACAUGUGUUUGUUUAUUUGUUUUUAACUCUGAUAGGAUAGAUUGCACAACACUACUGAAUUUUUUGAAGAGAGAUGUAAAUACAUAUCAUAUAUAUAUUAUAUAUUUAUAUGAAGAAUUUCUAUAACAGCAGCUUGAUGUGUAAAUAGAGACUAACAUAGAACAGAGCAGACUGAAUUGGAUGUUACGGGACGUUAGGUUUGAUUUGAUUCAUGACAGCUAAAGUUCAGACUGGAAACUCUCAUUGAAGCAGCAGGUAAGACACACUUGUGAGGACCUCCAGUUAAUGUUGAAGAGAGUUUAACACGGAGAGCUAAACAUAGGCAGGAAAGGACAUUACGAUUCUGUGUCAAUAGGCAGGACAACCAAUUAUAUGAUACUUCAGACCAUUUACAGAAGACCAUGCAGCAUAAUGAAUAAUUUGACAGUUCGGUAUGUAAGCCUGUGCAGACUGAAGCACAUCCAAGCUUUCCCCCAGCUUUCACACAAAUAUGCUCUUUAUUCACCCAAGCUGAGAGGUUCACUUCUGCAGUGAGUACGCUGAGAGUUUUGACUGUGGGACACUUUCUAAUUAAUCCAAAAUGACUCUUUAAUGACUGAAUUCUCUCCCGAGAAAGUUUCUCCUUUUCUAGGCUUAGAUUAUAGUCUUGGCGGGACUAUUUUCUUCUCAAGAUGUACAGCAUGCAAAGUUGUAACAGCACUACAGGGAGGGAUGUGACAACUUCCACUUCAACUUCAAUUUCACUCGUGAGCUGCCACAGCCAUCCUCAACAGAAAAGCUCUGUCAAAAAAUAAGAGUAUUCUAAAUAAUAAAAGCACAAGAAGGCUAAAUAUGGACUGCACCUACGAGCAAGACACAAAGAGUGGAUAAUUUGACAUCUCACUGUCAUAUGCAAACGCUGACUGUCACAGUGAUUUCAAAGGCUGGCUUGUCUCCAAAUGUUGCAAUGAGAUAAUGCAUACAAGACGUCCAACGCAAUAUUAUAUAAUUACAGCUUUCUCUCACUCUGAUACAUGUGUUAUCAGCUCAUCUCUGUAUCCAGUGGAGACAAGAGAUGAGGUGUCAGGAGAGUGAUCAGAGAGCAGCUGAGCCCGGAUCCAAACAAGUGAAUUAAAUGUAAUUAAUUAGAGCUAUCAGGUCCUGUCGGCUCUCUGUUGAGUUUCAAACCCCCCAAACUACACACAACAGCAGGACAGACAAGUGGAAUACUAUUAUAUACUAUUAUAAUAUUAAAUAAUUCCAGAAUGGAGCCAGUGAACCAGCUGAAGGACACUGCGUGCAGUGGGUGAUUAGUCUUUUUGCUCUUUCACAAAACUCCUACAUAUAUGCGUCUGUUUUGAUCACCUGAGACAGUUUAUUUAUGAAGGAACGUUACUGACAGAGACAACUUGGGAAAUACCAUUAAGAGCUGAGCUGUGUGAGUUUUCUGGGCAGCAAGCCCAAAUACCAUGUCAGCUAGUGGGAUGCUUUCACAACACAAUUUGUGCUAUUAUUUGAUUAGGAUUCAAACGUUAUACCCAAAUGGGAUGACAGUUUGGAUUCAAGCCAACCUCUCCGUGUUCCACAAAACUCGCUAUGCAACCUACAUAAACAAACCACCAAAACACACCGAUGCACAGAUAGAUAUGUGGACGUAUAGACCGUAUGGAUACACACUGUUAUUGUUUCUAAACUUGGGAUGACACUAGUGUGAGCUACUGAAGGUGGCUGAAAACUUACAAACUCUGUAUAACAUGACAUAAUGAUCAGUUACAGUUCUCUUGGGUAAUAAUCCAAAUUAAAUCAUCUGGAAAGUACAGAUUUAAAUGCUAAUUUGGUGUUAUUAGUUGUCGUUCUGUGGAUGCUCAACCUCAUCUAAGAGCUACACGUUGACAAAUCUGUGUACUGAAGGAAGUGUGAAUCUCGUUAGCACAUAUUUGUACAUGAGAUGGAACGAUGUUGUAUCAAGAAUAGAAAUGGCUGUCUGUUGUCCCUCCGGUGCUUGUCAGCGUGUGCGUUGAGGCACACAUGGUGAGCUGUGCCAUGUCAUUGUCAUAUCAAAUGUACUUUUAUCAAGGUCCAACAGCUAACAACUAAUUUUGUAUAGUAAUGUAGCAGUAUGCAGGGACACCAGGAUGUGACAAACAGUCCUACAGUCCUUCUGUCACUGCACUCUGAAAACUGCUGUGCUGCUUUAAUACACUAAACCUGUGACUCUCGUGUUAAAUGUAAAUAAACCUGCUGUAACACACUGUGUUGGGUCAUUAAUCUUCAGUCUAAUAUCC